CACUAACUGAUUGUCAUCCAAGUGACUUCUUGGCAAAGUGGAGCUCAAUAGCACUGGGCUUGCUGUAAGCAGGAGGGAUGAACACAGAAAGAUUGUCCCCUGGGUAACUCUUGUUGUGAAGUCAAAGUGGCAUCUGCACUUCCUCAGUGCUGAGGCUCUGAGGAGCUCAGGAGUGCUGUACUUCACAAAGCUAAUGAUGGAACCUCCUCAACACUGGAAACAUACCUAUCCAUUACCCCCUGCUCUUCACUCAUUGACAGAGUCUGGGGAUCGCACUGCCCAGUACCAUGAGAAGUCAGGUUGGAUAUAUGGUUGGUUGAAGAACACACUUGAACGAAUUCAAGAUGAUCAAUAUCAGAAGAAUCAGGAAACAAAUAUCCACUGGCCUUUCCAAAGUCAUGUGGAAUGGAGACUGGGCAAAUUUCUUUCUGAGAACCUCAUGCAGGCUCAGAUCAAUACUUUCCUCAAACUGGAUUGGCUGGAUGGUCAAAAACCAUCAUUCACAUCAGUGUGCCAGCUCCUUGACUGGAUGGACACCCUGCCAUCAGGGCCAGGGUGGCAAGUAAUGCAACUCAAGGUUGGUGGCUACAACACAGGGAAGAAGAUCGAUCUUAUUUAUUGUGAUGGACUAGAGGUUGUAGAGAGCCUUUUCGGAAACCCAAUUUUUGCCCAGAAUAUGACUUUCAACCUGCUUUGCAUACAGAGAAAUGGAGAGGAGGAAUACAGGGAAUGGUUCACAGCACAGGAGGCAACAUACACUCUCCCUGAUGGCAUGACCCUUGUUCCUGUUAUUGCUGCUUCAGACAAGACACCUGUUACAAGGUACAUGGGUGGGCUUGAGAUGCACCCACUUUUCCUCAUGAUUGCCAAUAUUGAUGCCAAUUCCUGGCUCUGGCACAAAUGUGUUGACAUCAUCACAGAGAAGCUGAAGCAUGCUGCCAAUUGCAGAGAGUUCAUGGCUGAUCCAUUUGACCUGCCAGAGCAACAGCUGAUUGCCACUAAACCUUGGGACCUUGAUGCCUUCCAAAAGUUGGCGAAGGCUAAUCAUCUCCUUGGGGUACAUCUUCCAUUUUGGCAGGACUGGAAAAAUAGCAAUGUUUGCUGUUUCCUCAUCCCUGAAAUUCUCCACACAGUCCACAAGCUUUUCUUCAAUCAUGUGUUAAAGUGGUGCAAGGAGGUGGUUGGGAGUGAUGAACUUGACACCCACUACAAGGUCCACCACAAAUGUGUUGGGGUGCACCACUUCACUGCUGGUGUAUCACAUGGGAGCCAGAUGACAGGCUGUGGUUAUUGUGACAUCCAAUGUACUAUUGUCCCUAUGAUUGCUGGUGCUGCCCCUUCCAUGAUGAGGCCACUUCACACAGAAUCAUCAAUUAGAAGCAUGGAAGCAUCACUCUUAGAGUUUCAUUCAACAAAACAUGCCAUCAUCACUGCUGGCAGUCACUCAGGGAAAGAAAACUUUAACAUCCCUAAGCUGGAGCUUUUGUUAAGCUUUGCAGAUGCUAUUAGAAGGAGUGGCAGUUUGAUACAGUAUAGUGCUGAUGUCUCAGAGUGCCUGCUCAUUACCCAUUGCAAGACUCCAUUCACUUGGAUGAACAAGCAGCCCAAUUUCACCAAACAGAUCAUCCACCCUCUCGACCACAAGGAGCAUAUGCGCCUCUUGGAUGUGUACCUCCUACUUCACAAAUACAAUGAACCCUUGGUCAAUGCUGCCAGUGAUGAAGAAGAUCUUCUCUGUUCAGCAGAUCCUACUUCGGCAUGGGUCUCCCAUGUUGCCCCUGGCAAACAAUACCAUUUUAACUCUCCUUGGCCCAUUCACAAUAUUUUUACAGAUGGUAUUAGCUCCAGCAGUGCCACAACUGCACUGUCCAUCACAAUCACUCCUGACUGCACAAAACUCAGGAUUGUUGAUAUUGGAGAUAUUUACAUGCUUCCUGACUUCACCACUAGGCUCGAGGAAUACAUUUUGCAGUGCACAGGAGGUUCAACAUCCCACUCAAUCUUUCAGUCAUUCAAUGAAAUUAUGGUCUGGCAUAAAUUCCAUAUUCAACAGUACUCAGUAUCCCAGCCUUCAACCAUCAUGCCUAGUCAAGUGGUUCAAGCUCAGCCUCCAUCAACCAGCUUCCCCCUCAGCAACUGUGAUGCCAUCCUUCUGAAUGUCAAUGGGCAGAGUCAAUGCAAUCCUGGUUAUCAUGUUGCACAAGUACAAGUAGUAUUUCAGAUGGCCCACUCCCACCACUCUCAAGAGCUGCCUCCCCCCUUUUUAGCUCAGCCUCUCCUUUAUGUUCAGCCAUUCCAUAUCAUCACAACACCAGAAAGUCAACUAGACACAUGCUUGUGGAUGCUUGAGAGGGUAUACUCCCCCUCUUUAUGUCCAACAUUGGCUUGCUGUGUUGGCUUUAUUCUUCCUUCAACUGAAGUUUGUCAUUCAGCAGACCUAGUGCCUGCAUUUGGGAAGGAAGUAGACCACACAGUGACACUGGCAACAUCACAGGAGGUGUACCAACACUUCUACCUCAACUACUAUACUGACAAGGAAGCUUUUGAUACAUUGUAUGAAUAUAGAUCAGUACAGAUCUAG
Molecule: messenger RNA, 2581 nt
Organism: Pisolithus orientalis
Lineage: Eukaryota; Fungi; Basidiomycota; Agaricomycetes; Boletales; Pisolithaceae
Exons: 10
Coding region: 194-2581 (795 amino acids)
Source: RefSeq, a predicted model, not a curated record